This is a messenger RNA of Leguminivora glycinivorella, 1857 nucleotides long. RefSeq names its product annexin B9 (gene AnnIX). Gene Ontology annotation, molecular function: calcium-dependent phospholipid binding; calcium ion binding. Bases 16 to 1158 code for a protein of 380 amino acids. NCBI's taxonomy places the organism in Eukaryota, Metazoa, Arthropoda, Insecta, Lepidoptera, Tortricidae. The transcript is spliced from 9 exons. Gene Ontology annotation, cellular component: cytoplasm. The record is from RefSeq and is a predicted model, not a curated record.
CAUUAUUAUUCUGAGAUGUUACGUUACGAUAGCUGUUGCCGACCCCGUGCCGGUUCAGCGAGCGAGAGAGCAACAAACACGUUGAUACGAGAGCCGCCGACCUCCGCGACUCAUUCGUGUUUAUUUCGGAGCCGCGUGUCCGUGGAUUGGGUGUGUCGCUCUACUGAAAAACAAGAAACAAUCAACAUGAGUGGACAACAGUACUACCCGUACAAGUGCACCCCCACGGUGUACCCCGCGGAGCCCUUCGACCCGGCGGCGGACGCCGAGACCCUCCGCAAGGCCAUGAAAGGCCUGGGCACCGACGAGAAGGCCAUCAUCGACGUGCUGUGCCGCCGCGGCAUCGUGCAGCGGCUCGAGAUCGCCGAGACCUUCAAGACCAGCUACGGCAAGGACUUGAUCAGCGAACUGAAGAGUGAGCUGAGCGGCAACCUCGAGAACGUGAUCAUCGCGCUGAUGACCCCCCUCCCCCACUUCUACGCCAAGGAGCUGCACGACGCCGUAGCGGGAAUCGGAACUGAUGAGGAGGCCAUCAUCGAGAUCCUCUGCACACUCUCCAAUUAUGGCAUUAGGACCAUCUCCGCGUUCUACGAACAACUGUACGGCAAGAGCCUAGAGUCAGACCUGAAGGGCGACACCUCCGGGCACUUCAAGCGGUUGUGCGUGUCUCUGUGCAUGGCCAACCGCGACGAGAACCAAGGCGUGGACGAGGGCGCGGCCCGGGCUGACGCCGAGGCGCUCGCCAACGCUGGCGAGGGUCAGUGGGGAACUGAUGAGUCGGUCUUCAACUCCAUCCUCAUCACCCGGUCCUACCAGCAACUGAGACAGAUCUUCGCGGAGUACGAGUCGCUGACGGGCAAGGACAUCGAGGAGUCCAUCAAGAAGGAGUUCUCUGGCAGCGUGGAGAAGGGCAUGCUUGCUAUUGUAAAAUGUGUGAAGAGCAAAGUUGGCUUCUUCGCCGAGCGCCUAUACCACUCCAUGAAGGGUCUAGGCACCAACGACAAGACGCUCAUCCGCAUCGUCGUGAGCCGCUCCGAAAUCGACCUCGGCGACAUCAAGCAGGCCUUCCUGGAGAAGUACGGCAAGCCCCUGGAGGAGUGGAUCGCUGAGGACGUAGGAGGUACUCGGGGCCUACUGCUCUCUACCAUGAGCUACUAGACCCCGCAUGCCACUAACAUGCAAUCUCAGUAUUACGAGCGUCCUUUCGUGUAGCCUUGCUGUGUGAAGAAAGUAGACUCAUCACAAAUACUUAUACCAUUGUAUCGAUGUAACUUAAAUGUGCAUUUUAUUAAAGACAUUUUUAAUUAUAAGAUAUUAGAAAUUUCGUGUUUGAUAUUUUUAUUUUCUUUACUGAAGUUUAUUUACCGCAUGGUGUGUGAAAAAUCUCAACUGAAAUUGUGGGCCAGUUUCGUAUUAAGUUUUACGCUUAUUACAGCUUCGUUUUCGGUAUUGUUUGCAGGAAGACAUAACCGGCGAUUUCCGAGAUGUCCUAGUCGCCCUUUCUUAUUAAGCUGCUCUAGAGGCAGACUCUCUUGCAUGCGUGCCUAUAUUGUAACAUGGUCUGUUAGGUCGUUUGUACAAAUCAAAUGUAAUGUUUUCCAGGGUGAUACGAAGGGAGACUACAAACGCGUGUUACUCACUCUCGUACAAUAGCGACGAUACGCAUAAUAUAAGACUCCAUGUUGUUAUGAAUUGAUGUUGUGCGCAUAAGCUAAGUUCCGAUCUGAAACUGCCUUUACAUUGUAUAACUGUUGAGAUGAUAGAAAAAGCUUGAUAUUUUUGUGAAAUGAGAUAUUUAUUGAUGCUGUAGUUUCGUUUACAAUAUAUUUACAUUAAUAAUUAAACUAUGUUCUACAA